Lepus europaeus (European hare) is the source of this 1845-nucleotide messenger RNA. RefSeq names its product coiled-coil domain containing 185 (gene CCDC185). NCBI's taxonomy places the organism in Eukaryota, Metazoa, Chordata, Mammalia, Lagomorpha, Leporidae. The record is from RefSeq and is a predicted model, not a curated record. Bases 1 to 1845 code for a protein of 614 amino acids. The transcript has a single exon.
AUGGCGGGCUUCAGCAACUUCACCACGCGGCCCUACCGCGACCUCUGGGAGCCGCGGCCGCCCGCGUCCCCGGCGAGGUUGGGCGGGCCGGGACCCGGGGCCGAGCCGGCCCUGGACUCCUGGGCCAAGACUGCGGGCGCCGAGAGGGAGGCGGCGGCCCCCUGGCUGCACCGGAGCUCCUCGCCAUCGGCGCGGACUCGCGGGCGCGCGUACUGUGCCUCACCGAGGGAAAGCCGCAGCCUCACCGACGUGGCGCCGAGGCCGCUCGACCGCGCCAGGAAGCACCCGCCCCGCAGCCGGCGCCUGGAAGAGGCCUGGGGCGAGACCGGGAGCAAGUCCAGCGCGGCCUGGCCACAGCCAUCCCCCCUGCAGCCCCAACAGUCGCAGCCCUUCCCGCGCUACACCCCGGCCCAGGGGGACUCGCCGCCGCCGUACCCCGAGGGCGCUUACACUCUCGCGAGCGUGGCACCGAGCGGAGACCAGUGGGCCGCGCGGGUCUGCAGCCACGAGGGUCUCUGGUCCUCUUCCCCAGUUCCCACGGAGAAGUCUUUUGCGCCCUCCCAGGAGUUCGGGACGCACUCGGACUGUGUGCGCCCUCAAAAGAGGGACGGUAGCGAGCGGGUGGAGUCGGCGGGUAGUCCGGGCUCGCAGCCCUCGGCGUCCAGCAGGGACACGCAGAGCCAGCACAGCCAGGCGCUCACCAGCACUCUGCAGGAGGCGGUGAUGUCCUCGCGGGACCAGAAGAUCGUGGCCCUGGUGCUGACCCGGCUCAAGAAGGCGCAGAGGAUGCGGGAGCUGCAACAGCAGGCGGCAGUGGCGUGGGAGGAGCUGAAGCUCUCGGACCAGAAGGUCCAGGUGACCCUGGAGCGGGAGCGCCAGCUGCUGCUGCAACGGAGCCAGGAGCAGUGGCAGGAGAAGGAGCCGCGCAAGACUCGCCCGGGCCGCGAGCCCCACGGCCGGCGGCGCAGCAGCCCCGGGAAGAACGCGCCCCCGGGGGAGAGCCGCUGGAGGGCGCCGCCCGAGGACCAGGAGAACCAGCGCCACGAGAAACCGGACGGCGCGCGCGCCCUGGCCGAGCAGCGCAAGCAGAGCCAGGUGCAGCGCCUGCGGGAGCAGGAGAGGCAGGCGCAGCGGCUGCGGGAGCAGAGCGGCCUGCAGCUGCAGCGGAGGCUGGAGGAGGCCUCCCACAAGAGGCACCUGCACGCCGCCGAGGGCCAGAAGAAGGUCCAGCAGACCAACUUGAGCUCCCUCGUCAAUUACCAGGCUCGCAAAGUGCUCCUGGACUGCCAGGUCAAGGCCGAGGAGCUCCUCCGGAAGCUGUCGCUGGAGCAGAGCUGCCAGCGGUCUCAGGAGGUCCAGCAGUGUCUGAUUAAGGAGCGGUACCGGGAGCUGAGGGAGAAGGCCCGGAAGGAGGCAGAGCAGUUGCAGCAGGUCAGGUGGCGCGCGGGAGAGGCCGAGGAGCAGACGAAGGCGCGCAAGAGGGUGCUGGUGGAGCUGGCCGACCAGAAGAUCCGGCAGGCCAGGAGCCACGCGCACAGGACCGCCAGGGACAAGGCGCAGCACCUCCGCGAGAUCAACGCCCUGCGGGAGAAGAACCACCUGGUCCUGAAGCUGAGAGCCGAGAAGGAGGAGAAGUCCCACGUCGAGGGCAUCAAGGAGGCCAUUAAGAAGAAGGAGCAGCGGAUGGAGCAGAUAUCCCGAGGGAAAGAGCCCGCCUCCCAGGACUUCCCCAAGGGCUCUCGGGCCCCCAGGGGGAGCGACUCCAGGGAGCUCCAGGACAGCCGCUUCGAUCGGGUGGCACCAGAGGCGCAGCUGCGCGCCGGGUCGCAGAGGGGGCGCUACUGA